UGUUGGGCCGGCGCUCUUCAGGGCUUUAUAGUGAAUGGAUGUGUGAAUGUUGUCAUCACAACCAUCGAGAAGAGGUAUCAGAUGAAGAGCACUGAAUCGGGUCUAAUAGCUGGCGGUUACGACGUCGGGGCCUUCCUCUUGUUGGCGCCCAUCUCCUACUUCGGCGGCACCCGAUCUAAACCACUCUUCAUUAGCGCCGGAAUUCUUGUUAUGGCGUCGGUGCUUUGGUCUUCUCUUUGCCUUAUUUCACAUCCGGAAGAUAUGAGUUCAGCGAAGAAAUUGAUA
Messenger RNA from Medioppia subpectinata, 285 nucleotides. The record is from the annotation of a GenBank genome assembly. Lineage: Eukaryota; Metazoa; Arthropoda; Arachnida; Sarcoptiformes; Oppiidae.